Molecule: messenger RNA, 1228 nt
Organism: Ipomoea nil (Japanese morning glory)
Lineage: Eukaryota; Viridiplantae; Streptophyta; Magnoliopsida; Solanales; Convolvulaceae
Product: polyphenol oxidase B, chloroplastic-like
Exons: 3
Coding region: 16-1092 (358 amino acids)
Molecular function (GO): catechol oxidase activity
Source: RefSeq, a predicted model, not a curated record
UUGAGUGAGCUAGGGAUGGAUUCACCUAUUCUUCCAUUUUCCGGUACUAUUACUGAUUAUAAGCUCCCCACAUUUUCCCGACAUAUCGUCCGGCGGGAAUAUAGCGCCUUAGACGAUGAGUCCAGGGAGAAGUUUGCGACCGCCGUUAGAAAAUUGAAGGAACGACGACUUCCCGUCGAUCAUGCGGAUUAUGAUCUCUUUAAAAGUUUGCACCAAGCUGGAUUCUCCCCUGGAGCACACUUCGGAGCGAGCUUCGUUGCUUUCCACAGAAUGUAUUUGUUCAUGUAUGAAAAAAUGCUUCAAAAUGUGGCUGGAGAUUCAACAAUCUUCGUGCCUUACUGGAACAGCACGCUAGACAGCGAUUUACCCGACCACGCUGCUUAUGCCCCGUUUUCUGACAUGGUUUCCGGCAUGGGGAACCUCAGCUCCGAUGUGGACCGGCGGUGGACCGUUUGCCAAACUCUGGGCGGCAAACGUGCGGGUAUCACCGACCCAGAAUGGCUGCAGACGUCGUUCGUGUUGUACGAUGAAAACAAUAAUCUUGUCAGGAUUAAGGUUGAAGAUUGUCUGGAUAACGAGAAGCUUGGCUACAGUUAUCAGGAUUUGCCGAAUCCAAGAAGCAAGAAGUUCGAGCCGUUCACCGGAAAAAACCCGAGCAGCACCGGAUCAAGUCUUCCCACAGCCACUGCCAUCUUGCCGGCGACCUUAGACGAGACUGUCAAGUUUUACGUGACGAGGCCGCCGGCGACGACGUCGACGAAGAAGAAAGAGACGGAAGACAAGGAGACGGUGCUGAAUUUCUACGUGGAGUACGAUGAGACAAAGAAUAUUAGGUUUGACGCGUACCUGAACGAGAACAAGGACGCGAAUUCGCUGGAGGUCGAAAUGGCAGAGUUCGCCGGAAGUUUCAUCAACUUCGCGUGGCCGCGCCAGGGAUCGGAGAAGACCAAGACGACGACUACUUGGAGCCUGGAAAUCGCCCAAGUGCUUCAGGACUUGGCGCUCGGCGGCGAGAACAAGAUUCCGGUGACUCUAGUGCCAAAAUGUGGCGGUGAUUCGGUAACCGUCAAGAGUGUCGACAUCACUGGUUAAGAUUCACACUGCACUAUGAACUCUGGUUCAUGUGUUUGUGUUUUACGUUAUGAAAUAUUAUACGUGAAACAAAUUAGUAAUUGUGUCUUGUCUUGUGAAAUUUUGUGCCUAUGAACAUAAUAUGUAUCUAAAUCAU